GUGUGUAAACCUGUGUUCGGCAGUAGGCUAUUUAUCAUGACAACAGUAAACUUUCAAAAAAAUGCUGAUAUGAAGACUUCACGGGUAUUAUCUCAUCUGCAUACAAAGGACGGUGGCCACUAGACAGAUAACCUUGCAUUAACCGACAUGACGGUACAAGGACGCGAUUCAGUACGACUCGGAAAGUGGUAGGCGUGGUGGAGGGGUUAUUGUCUCGAAUAGACGAGUGGACAAAACAGAUACAAACAAGAUGCUUAAGCAAGGUGCAUUCGGGAUCAAAACGUACAGUUCCAGGAAGACGUAGGCAUAUGACGUCAUGAUUUCCUGUGUUUUCGUCAUCGUGUUGUGCGCUGUCAAUCUCGUCAUGGGACAAGACGACAUGACGUGUGGUUCGUUGGCGAACUCUACUAACACGACCAACGGGUCUCUGACCACCAUCAUGGCCAAACACGAGGCUGCACUGCUGCUGCUACUGGGGUUCGGGGGGUUCUCCAUCCUCCUGGCUCUCCUCUACAACGCCAUCAGAAAGUACGUCUUCCACGACGCCGAUAACCUGGACACGACGUUCGAUGCCGGUGGGAAAGUCAGCACAAGUUUGACUGCUGUCACCGUAGCAUCGCAGCUUCUGUGGCCGGGGGGACUUGUUACAGAGCACCACCGUCGCCAUCAAGAAUGGUAUUGCUGGCACCUUCUGGUAUUCCGUGGGUGCGGUCACCAACAUGAUCCUGUUUCCCGUACUCUCCGUCCACUUCAAGACAAGAGCUCCAGGAGCGAAAACAUUCCUACAGAUUAUCUACGCUCGGUUCGGGAAACGAGCCCACAUUGUGUAUUGUUUCUUUGCCCUACUGACAAACUUCGUGGUGAUGAUCUGCCUGCUGGUGGCAGGUAUCGCCACCUUACAGUCAAUGAUAAGUAACGCCUCUCCCGAAUUUUGUGUUCUACUCAUGGCAACCCUGUUUGGUAGCUACUCAUUCGUGGGUGGCCUUGGAACGACAUUCUACGUCUCCUACUUCAAUGCCGUGCUCGUCUUCGUCAUCCUUGUUGUCUUCAUCAUGAACAUCUUCUACCUUGAGAAUCCGGGCGACACAAAACUCCUUGGUAGCAUGGACGCCAUAUUUAAACAGGUGUCGUGUCAAGAAGGGCCUGCAGGCAACGAGGGCAGGAGUUACCUAACUUUCUGGUCAGAAGGGGCUAUCAUCUGGGGCAUCCAGGGCGUGUUUGCGACGUCAUCCUUGACCUUUUGUGACCAGGCGUCUUGGCAAAGUCGUAUUGCUGCCAAACCAGCGCAAGGCGUGCUGGGCUUCUUUGCUGCAACGUACAUCUGGUUCGCCAUCCCGUCUUCUAUAGGAACAAGCACUGGACUCGCUUACCUCGCUCUCAGCUCAUCAAACUCAUCAUUUGCCCUACCCACCUCAGUCAUUGAUGCAGGUCUGGUGACGCCGUUUAUUGCGGAGACGGCGCUAGGCUAUGCAGGUGGAGUCAUGGUGUUAACGAUGCUGACGAUGGCCUUGAUGUCGACGGGGUCAGGGGAGGUGAUGGCGGUGUCGUCGAUCAUCGUUUACGACAUCUAUCAGACACACAUCAACCCCUACAGAAAAGGACAUACGAAAAGAAACUGCCUCUUAUGUGGCAAAACGAAGCCUGCACUCAAAAAUGCCACCACUGACAAAGACGAGCUGGCUUCAUACUGCGAGUGCACUCCAGCCUCGGACUGUCGUGACUGUGCACGUGACCAGAAGAACAAUAUCGAGAAGAAAAACCUUGGAGGUCAAAAGUUGUUCCAGUGUGGUCAGCAUGGUCAGUUCCGGAGGUACCAAGAGUCUCUGGUACAGUUCAAAAGCUGGUGCAUCCUGUGGGUGACCCUGGGAAUUAUCCCCCUUGGACUGCUUGUGAACGUGGCCGGGAUCGACCUCAACUGGAUCAUGAUGGUGGGGUUCAUCAUCACCACGCCCUGCUUCCCGGGGGCCGUGCUCAGCAUCGUGUGGCUGAAGACGUCGGCCAUAGGAGCAACUGCUGGUGUCCUUUCCGGUUUGGCUGGAGGUCUCAUAUCGCUCUUUUCUGUCGCAUCCACCUUCGACGGCGGCCUCAGCAACUUCCUCGUCAACACGUCUCAGAACUACUCCGUCGUGGCCGGAUCCAGCGCCAGCUUUCUUGUGUCACUUCUCGUCACCAUUGUACUAUCUCUCUUCACGCACAAGAUCUCGGACGAGACGGACGAGAUGACAGAGUGGGAGAAAUUACGUGACAUAGACAAUCCUCUAAAUCCAUGGGGAGAACUGUUUAAGGAGGACUUCCCAUCUCUCGAGGGAGCAAGGCCUACAGUCAAACAACUAGACUCUGUUUUCAGGAAGGCCAAAUUGACGGCCUAUGUUGGAGGAGCUGUGAGUUUGACAUUGUUUAUUGUCAUCCUGCCAAGUGUCAUGGCGGCGCUUCAUGUGCUGACGUCAUCACAGUUCCGCGCUUACUUAAUGACUUUGCAGAUUUGGUGUUUCCUUAUGGCUGCGGUUGUAGUUGUAGUCGCGCCCUUGGAAGAAGUCAUGUUGAUUGUUAAACACAUACGCGGCAGGGAAAAAACUGAAAAUAAAUCUUUAAUAAACGGCGGAAACAGGAAACCUGAGGGCAAUGAAGUAAGGGAGACAACCCUGCUCUGAUUAUAUGGACAUUGUAAUGCAUAGGUAGUAUCUGUCUUUGGGUGUCUGUUAAAUUGAUCAUUCAACGUAUAUUGUUAUGACUGUGUACAAACGAUUGCUGCUUGGCAAUGCACAAUCAUAUUUACAUAAAUAUACAUCAGUCAGAUGGUAGUAGGACUUCCUUUUGACGAAGAUAUCAUAUUUGUAUACUACACACCAUUUGUUAAGGUAUCCAGAAUGAGAAACGUUUAGGAUGCUUGGUCAGUUAUGAAGUUAUUUGAUAUAAGAGUAAUGCUAUUUUUCAGGGCAUUAUCAUUUGCAGAAGCCCGAGGUCUUCCAAAAGACCGAGGGCUUCUGCAAAUGAUAAUGCCCUAAAAAAUAGCAUUACCGUUAUUAUUGCUAAAAUACAUGGAAUUUGUGUUGAAAAGAAAAAGGAAACAAUGAAGGAAUUUUAAGUUUACUCAAAACCAACUUCUGACGGGGUUGAAAUUAUGCAUAUUUCAAUGAACAUUCAUAAAGAUAACUCGACUUUAAGGUCGUGAAUUAUAAUCAGUACGCUCUCAUUUAGGAUGUUUGCGUGUUUCUUGGAAAAAUCAAAGACUUCGCUCCAUAUGUAUGCAGCUGACAGGAAUGGCGCCAAACGAAAUUGCCAAUGAGACUUAAAAUGGUCAACGAAACACAAAAACAUCGUUUGUGAAGACGUUACUUACAGCAGGUCAACACUCAUGACCUCAUGUCAACAAGACAUCCAAAAUGGCUAUUACCCUUAUAUUAUACACCAGUUAAGGAAGUUAUGCACCAGUGAAGCUCCAUGUGUUGCUGAUUGCUGAUUGCUUCUGGUCGCCAUUAUAUAGGGUACCAAGAAGCAGAGGAACCAUUGAAAGGGUAGUCACAUAUCUAUUGUCACAGAAUAGUUAGAAAAAAGGUCACGACAUAAUCAACUCCUUUUCUACAGACGUAUGUCACUGUGGGAAAAAAUAAAAUACAUGUUGCGAUUUAUAUGGGUGAAAUUUCUAAUAUAUUUUGAGCGGUAUAUUUGAGGUUAAAAUACAGGCAUACAGAAGUGGGUUCUUCCAGUUUCACGAUGUACCGAUGUCUCGAUCUGUCACUGUUAUCGGAUGUCAUGCUUACACUGAGCGAUUUUUCGUUGUUGUUUUCCUUAAGAUUCAAAUGGACCUUUUGUCCGAAAUCAAAUACUUAUAUCAACUUUAUGUUAGUAAGUUUUGUAAGAUGGCGCAAGAUUGUAUAUCGUUAUGUUUUCAUAUAAAUCCACUUUUGUUACACUUCAGACAUGAUCCUAUGAUAAACGCAGUUAUUAUUAAACUACGAUUUAUCAUUUUCUAUGUUUUCAUGAUUUAAUUAAAAUUUUAAAUACAUUUGC
Molecule: messenger RNA, 4011 nt
Organism: Haliotis rubra (blacklip abalone)
Lineage: Eukaryota; Metazoa; Mollusca; Gastropoda; Lepetellida; Haliotidae
Exons: 8
Coding region: 720-2651 (643 amino acids)
Biological process (GO): urea transmembrane transport
Cellular component (GO): plasma membrane
Molecular function (GO): urea transmembrane transporter activity
Source: RefSeq, a predicted model, not a curated record